AUGCCCAUCCCACGGCUCAACAUAGCAUCCCCCGUCGCUGAUUUAGAUGAAAACGGCAGAAUAGACUGCAGAACAUAUGUGCCCAACGCCGCCGCGUCUCGCAGGAUGUUCACAGGCACCUUUUCUCCGGACCCGACAAGAGAGACAAAGCCCCUCUCCACAAAUGAUGGUGAGAGACUGAAGACGGUUGUUGCUGAGUUGGUGUCCAAGUUUGGAGUGGAAACACCAGAUGAUCUACAGUUCAUCACGGAGGGAGACAUUGGACAUCUUCUAACACCCGUUCAGUGCAGAAAAAUUAUUAAUGGCUGCAAAAGAGGUAAGCAUUUCGAUGUAGAGGCUUAUUUUGCUCUGAUAUUAAUGUACAUGUUUAAGUUAUUUGUAGCUCAAAUGAUUCCAAUAAUCUUCCAAAGAGCCAUUGACAAUGAUAAUAGACCAGAGGUAGAAGAUCGUAGACACAUGAUAAAAACUGAUGAGGGAGAAAUAAUUGGAUGCGGAUACUUCAGUUUACUGAAUCAGCUCAAGACCAGAGUUGAGUAUGUCAACAGAGGCAACACCCUCUCCCGUCUCAGGAAGCCCAGCUACUCUCAGACCAGUGAUGAUGACCAGCCAAGGUUAAAAUGUCUAGGUUAGUAGUAUGUAUAAUAUCAAAGUAUUAGAAAACAAAAAUG
Messenger RNA from Pungitius pungitius (ninespine stickleback), 668 nucleotides. RefSeq lists its product as uncharacterized. The transcript has 4 exons. The record is from RefSeq and is a predicted model, not a curated record. Lineage: Eukaryota; Metazoa; Chordata; Actinopteri; Perciformes; Gasterosteidae. The coding region runs from base 1 to 630 and encodes 209 amino acids.